AUGGCAUACUUCCACGAGUAUGACUGGAUCUUCGCCAUCGGCCUGCUUUUCGCGGCCCUCGAUGCCUUCAACAUUGGUGCCAACGAUGUGGCAAACUCGUUCGCCACUUCGGUGUCGUCGCGCUCGUUGACGAUGCGCCAGGCCAUCGUUCUCGCUGCCAUUUGUGAAUUCCUCGGUGCCGUGCUUGUUGGUGCCAAGGUCGCCGGUACCAUCAAGAACGGUAUCAUUUCGCUCAAGGUCUUCCAGGGCAACGCCGGCGUUGAGAUGCUCGCUUUCACCUGUGCCCUCGUUGCCUCUGCCACUUGGCUCAUGAUCGCCACCAAGAAGUCGUGGCCCGUCUCGACCACCUACUCGAUUGUCUCUGCCCUCGCCGGUGUUGGUGUCGCCCUCGACGGCCCCUCGGCUGUCCAGUGGGGCUGGAACAACGGCAAGGGUCUCGCCACCAUCUUUGCUGGCUUUGGCAUUGCCCCCGCCAUCUCGGCCGGUUUCGGUGCCAUUGUCUACCUCAUCACCAAGUACGCCGUGCUUGAGCGCAAGAACUCGGUCAAGGCUGGUCUCAUGAUCUCGCCCUUCUACUUCUUCACUGUCGUCGCCGUCCUCACCAUGUCGAUUGUGUACAAGGGCUCGCCUUCGCUCAAGCUCGACAAGCUCCCCAAGACCACCAUUGCCCUCGCCAUUGUCCUCACUGCCCUUGUCGUUGCCAUUCUCUCCAUGAUCUUCUGGCUCCCUUACGUCUACUGCAAGGUCGUUCGCAAGGACAGCAGCAUCCGCUGGUACCACUUCUUCUUCGGCCCCUUGCUCUGGAAGCGCCCUGUCCCCGCCCAGGACGAGACCAAGGCCCACGUCGUCGACUACCGCGUCCACGGCCGCGACGACGGCCACGUUGCUGGCACUGACGUCUUCGCCGAGACUGCCGCUGCUGCCCCCUCGCCCGUUCAGACCAAGGGCUCGGACAUUGAGGCCGAGGCCGACCUCGAGGGCAAGGAGCACCGCACCGAGCCUUCGUCGCCUACUCUCCGCCCCACCGCCGAGGUCCCCCUGGCCGAGCUUGAGGACGACUCGCGCAAGAUUAUCGGCGCCUGGUACCUCCCCCGCAACCUCUGGGUCCUUGUCCGCUACCAGAUCCCCAAGGUCAUCCUCUACGGUUCGUCGAUCGACAUCCACAAGGCCCAGAUGGGCAACGCCCAGGAGAGCGACCGCAUCCACGAGAUGCACACCCGCGCCCAGCAGUACGACAACGAGACCGAGCACCUGUACUCGUUCCUCCAGGUCCUCACUGCGUGCACCAACUCGUUUGCCCACGGCUCCAACGACACUGCCAACGCCGUCGGCCCCUUUGCUGCCAUCUACUACAUCUGGAGCACCUCGUCCGUCACCCCGGCCAACACCCCUACCCCUACCUGGAUUCUCGCCUUUGGUGCUGCCAUGCUCGUGAUCGGUCUCGCCACUUACGGCUACAAGAUCAUGGUUUCGCUCGGUAACCGCCUCACCAUGCACUCGCCUUCGCGCGGUUUCUCCAUGGAGCUCGGCUCGGCCAUCACCGUCCUCCUCGCGUCGCAGUACGGUAUCCCCGUCUCGACCACCAUGUGCAUCACCGGUGCCACCGCCGGUGUCGGCCUCGUCUCGGGUGGCCCCAAGGCCAUCAACUGGCGCGCGUUCGGCUACAUUGUCCUCGGAUGGGUCCUCACCGUCCCCGUCGCCGGUACCGCUGCCGGCUGUCUCAUGGGCAUGCUCCUCAACGCCCCCCACUGGUAG
Messenger RNA from Apiotrichum porosum, 1755 nucleotides. RefSeq lists its product as uncharacterized. The transcript is spliced from 2 exons. Gene Ontology annotation, biological process: phosphate ion transmembrane transport. Bases 1 to 1755 code for a protein of 584 amino acids. Gene Ontology annotation, cellular component: membrane. NCBI's taxonomy places the organism in Eukaryota, Fungi, Basidiomycota, Tremellomycetes, Trichosporonales, Trichosporonaceae. The record is from RefSeq and is a predicted model, not a curated record.